AGGAGCACCAGCUCCGGAUGGCCUUCAAGACCAUGGACAUCGACGGAAACGGCAUCUUGGACGUGAAGGAGCUCAAGCACCUCUUUGCGCAGCUGGGGCAGCUCCCGAGCAACGGGCUGAUAGACGGCAUGAUCUACCUGUGCGACUCUCGCGGCGACGGCACGGUGAGCGUGGACGACUUUGUGUACCUCUUCACGCACCCGAUCGAGGCUCUUAGCGUCGUCAACAGGGACGAGCUGCAGAGGGUCGUCAGCGGCAACCAGCGGGGCAGUUCGGACGACGAAGACGAGGACGAGGACGACGGCUCCAGCGGCAGCUCCAGCGGCAGCAGCCUCGCCGGCCGGCGGCCCCCGCAGCUGGAGGCACCCGCCAGCCAGCCGGCGCAGGAGGGCCCCCCGCAGCUGGAGGGGCACGCGGACCAGCCGGCGCUGGUGGAGGGCUGACCAGCGCCGUUCCCGCGCUGGCGCUUGAGGGCCGAUUUCAGGGGUGACGGCAGGGGAGGAUUGGUCCAGGGAGGGAAGCAUCGACCCCCAAACGCCCAUUCAGCCCACCAGUCCAGGAACGUGCGGUGCUGCUGUCAGGUGCCUAUCGCCGAUCUAUCGGCGAUGUAUCGCGAGUUCAAGCUCGAUGUUCCCCCCCCAGAGCUGAUCCACCACCCGUAUCGUUCCCCCUCACGGUUGGGAGGGCGCCAACUAAGUGCAUCAACGCCGAUCGAGGAUCGAGGAUCGAUUGUUUGUUUGAGGCUUUGACUCCUUCUGGGCCCUCGAAGCCGCCUGGGGGCCUUAGAUCUGGGCGUCGUGAGAACAUCGGGACCGCCGCUCCCGCCUCGUUUCUGGACCCUCACUGGUGGAAC
Messenger RNA from Prorocentrum cordatum, 853 nucleotides. The record is from the annotation of a GenBank genome assembly. Lineage: Eukaryota; Dinophyceae; Prorocentrales; Prorocentraceae.